GCCGCGUCCAGAGCGGGGCCUGCGCGGGCGCCGGGGCCGGGCCGCGCCGCCGGAGCCGCCGCCUCGGUAACGGCAGGAGCGGGGCGGGCAGCGCCGCACGGACACGCGUGUGCGCAGGGGGCGGUGAGGAGCGGCGGGGCCGCGGCCAGCCCCGGGUGGGGGGGGCCGGGGUUGCGAACGGAGCCCGCUCCUCCAUCCCCGCGCCAUGUCCGCUCGGGAGCCGCAACAGGCGCAGCCCCCGUCGGGCAGCGCGGAGCCGGACGCCGCCGGCGGGUACGAGGCGGUGGCUCCGCACUGGUUCUACUGCAAGGUCACGGACGCGCGGGAGCGGUGGAUCCCGUUCAGCGCCCAGGACUCGGGGCGCCUGGAGGAGGCUCAUAGUGCAGGGAAAGACAAGGAAGACGUGGUUGUCCCAACGUCAGGCGGGAGGUAUGAUGUGCACCUCAAGACGCGGCAGCGCGUCGCAGUGUACUGGGAGGAGGAGGCGUCCGAGGUGCGCCGCUGCACGUGGUUUUACAAGGGAGACAAGGACAAUAAGUAUAUUCCCUACUCGGAGACCUUCAGUGAAGAACUGGAGGAAGCUUACAUGACUGCCGUCACCCAGGAUGAGUGGAAGAAGAAACUGGAGUCCCCUAGCAGAGAAAUCAUUAUCCUGCACAACCCAAAGCUGAUGGUGCACUACCACCCCGUUGCCACCUCCGACGACUGGGGCUCGACUCCUACAGAACAAGGUCGACCUCGGACUGUGAAGAGAGGAGUAGAAAACAUCGCUGCUGAGAUCCCCAAUGGGGAGCCGCUGCAGAUCGAUCACUUGGUGUUUGUGGUGCACGGGAUCGGGCCAGCCUGCGACAUCCGCUUCAGGAGCAUCGUCCAGUGCGUGAAUGACUUCAGGAACGUUUCCCUGAGCAUGCUGCAGGCGCACUUCAAGAAAGCCCAGGAGCAGCAGCAGAUCGGCCGCGUGGAGUUCCUGCCUGUCAACUGGCACAGCUCCCUCCACUCCACAGGGGUGGACGUCGACCUGGAGCGAAUCACUCUGCCGAGCAUCAAUCGCCUGCGUCACUUCAUCAACGACACCAUCCUGGACGUUUUCUUCUACAACAGCUCCACCUAUUGCCAGACCAUCGUGGACACGGUGGCAUCAGAAAUGAACCGUCUGUACCAGCUCUUCCUGCAGAGGAACCCGCUCUUCAAAGGGGGGGUCUCCAUUGCGGGGCACAGCUUGGGGUCCCUCAUUCUGUUUGAUCUCCUGACGAACCAGAAGGCUGCUCCUGAGGAGGAUGAGCACAGUGAAGAGGGGGCCAGGACAACAGCAAGCAACAGGCGUGUGGAGGAGGUAAAAGAAAUCCUGAAGGAGCUGGAGCUGUCUGAAUAUUGUGAGGUUUUUGAGAGGGAGAAGAUGGACAGGCAAGCACUGUUCUUGUGCACAGAGGCAAACCUGAAAGAAAUGGGAAUUCCCUUAGGACCAAGAAUGAAGAUACUUCAUUACAUCAGCUCCAAGAGGGAGAUGCAGGACCAGAGCACAGCAGCUCCCCAGCACAAGGAGUGCGGGUCCCCAUCACAGCACAACCCAGACAACACAGAUGAUGGCAGGAAUUGCCAAUACCGGGACAUUGGCUUAGGACAGGUGUCAGCAAACUACCCUCAGCUGAACUACAAACCCACCAUCUUCUUUGCUUUUGGGUCACCCAUCGGGAUGUUUCUCACGGUGCGAGGAGUGAAGCGGAUCAACCCAAACUACAGCCUGCCCACCUGCAAAGGCUUCUUCAACAUCUUCCACCCUUUCGACCCGGUGGCGUACAGGAUUGAGCCCAUGAUCGUCCCAGAUGUGGAGUUUGAGCCCAUGCUGCUGCCUCACCACAAGGGCAGGAAGAGGAUGCACCUAGAGCUGAAGGAAGGGCUGACUCGUAUGAGCGUGGACCUCAAGAACAACUUGCUGGGGUCCCUGCGGGUGGCCUGGCAGUCCUUCACCCGUGCCCCACUGCCAGCCUUGGAGGCAGCGAGUACCGAGGGGGAAGGAGAGGCAGAGACCAGCGCGGACAAGCAGCCAGACACGAAGGCAGAGGAGCCCCCCCCAGCAGUGAAGGAAGAGGCCUCCCCCAUUAACGUGGGGAGGCUGAACGGGGGGAAUCGCAUCGAUUACGUGCUGCAGGAGAAGCCAAUAGAGAGCUUCAAUGAGUAUCUGUUUGCACUACAAGGGCACCUCUGCUAUUGGGAGUCAGAAGACACCGUUCUGCUGGUCCUGAAGGAGAUCUACCAGACACAAGGCAUUACACUGGAUCAACCUUUGCCAGGGAGCCAGUGACCACCCUGUGCUGUUGUGGCCACUUGAUAUCCCAUUCAACCGAGCACUCACCAGGAAAGUCCAGAUUUCUUCUCUGCCUUCCUCUCUCCUCUGCUGCUGUGUCCCGCAUGCUGCUUCCCAAGUACUUGCUGCUACCUGGAGAUAAGGAUGAUUUUCCUCCACGUAGGGUAAGGGCAGAGGGGGAAGAACCAUCAAGGGAAAACACUUCUGCUCUCACACACGCAGCACUUGAACUGUGGCUCCCUGUGGCAACAUGUACUUUUACCCCUCCACCUCCUAAGUUACCACACUAGCUCCCCCAGCACCAAAGCAGAGUUGCUGUCAGGGCUAGGAACUAACAUCGAGGGCCUGACUCUGCUCUGGCUUAGUGAGGAAACUCAUAGCUUAUGACCUCGAGGAUUAAAAGCCUUAACACUGCGCAGCGUGGAGAGCACUACAGCAGCCUUGUCGAGCGCCGAUCGCUGACUUCUCCCUGCCCCGACACACAGCAGCAGGCGUGAGGACCGGGGUGGUCUUUGGGAGGUGAAGCCCAGGUUCAGGAAGCUGCCAGGAACGUGUUCCCCAGCCACGGGCAUCGCCUUGAACUGCUGCUGCAUGGUCUGUGCACCCGCAGGGUCUGUGUGCCAGCGCAGUCUAUGGGGCGCUGGCUCUGCUCCGAGGGGGACAGGGAGCCUCUGGUGAUCCCCCCCGUGACCACAUCACCUCUGGAUCCCUGGGCUGAGCCUGAAGCCGCUGCAGUGACAUGUCAGGACGUUGCUGUGGCAGCCUUUGGAAGAACCAAACCACUUCCCUUCCCGCUGGUGUUUGCCCUGCAUGGGCUACGGAGCCUUUAUCUGCCGCCUGUUUGUUGUUCGUCCUCCGCUGUACCACGUUAUUUGCACUAUCUGAAAGGUUUUGUUUGCAGCCUCCAGCCCUCCUCCCCUCCCAAAGGAACAGAAGCUGUUCUUUACCUGACUGCAGAGGCAGACAAGCUGCUCAGUCGGCGCCUGAACUACUGGUUGCUAAAGCAGUCUCCUACGAGAGGAGGAAGAGUCUUACAUGGGACACUAACGAUCAGCUUUUUAAGUUAUGCACUUUGUUAAAAGAAAAGUUAAAUACAUUUUAAAUGUUAUUUAAUGUCUUUUUUCCAGUAAAAGCCAAAAUAAAUAA
Messenger RNA from Strigops habroptila (Kakapo), 3451 nucleotides. It is a transcript of the gene DDHD2, whose product is annotated as DDHD domain containing 2. Gene Ontology annotation, molecular function: protein binding; triacylglycerol lipase activity; metal ion binding. The coding region runs from base 206 to 2302 and encodes 698 amino acids. NCBI's taxonomy places the organism in Eukaryota, Metazoa, Chordata, Aves, Psittaciformes, Psittacidae. Gene Ontology annotation, cellular component: COPII-coated ER to Golgi transport vesicle. The transcript is spliced from 17 exons. The record is from RefSeq and is a predicted model, not a curated record.